AUGGGUACUAAUGGCGAUCCCUAUAUUCGCGAAGAACUAUGUAUGGUUCGAAAAUGUGACGAUGAAGAAGAAACGCAUUACCAGGAUUCAACUUUUGGAAAGUCUGACGAUGGAGAAGAAAUGGAUUACUGGGACUCAAGUCUCGAUAUAACCAAUCUUAUGCUUGAUUACGAAGCUGGAGUCAAACCUCAACUUGUAGUGCAAGCUAUUUAUGACCGUAUUGAAGCAUAUAAAAGGGUACAGCCAUCUGUCUGGAUUCAACUUCAGUCUAUGGAAGAUGUUAUGGCUGCAGCCAGUGAGCUGGACAGGUGUUGGCCAGAUAAAUCCAGUAGGCCGCCGCUGUGGGGCGUACCUUUUAGCGUCAAGGAUAACUUCGACAUUGCGGGCAUUCCAACCACGAUUGGAUGUCCAGCUCUAGCAUACACCCCUACUUCUUCAGCGCUAGUUUAUCAACGAUGCAUUGAUGCUGGUGCUCUUUUCAUUGGCAAAACCAACAUGGAACAACUAGCUAUUGGCAUGACAGGUUGCAGAUCUCCAUAUGGCAUUUUGCACUCAACCUUCAGCCCAUCUCGUAUUGUUGGCGGGUCGAGUAGCGGUAGUGCGGUAAGUGUUAGUGAAGGGUUGGUAUCAUUCUCUUUGGGCAGCGAUACAGCAGGCUCGAUUCGGGUUCCUGCACAUUUUAAUGGCCUCGUUGGUUUCAAACCUACGAAAGGAACUGUCUCAGCUCACGGGGUGGCACCAGCAUGUCUCCAUCAGGACUGCGUUUCUUUUCUGGGCCUCACCACGCAAGAUACGGAAACAGUCUGGAAAAUUUGUCAGGGAUUCGAUAAAAAUGACUAUUUCGCCAAAUCUCCACCUUUCAAUGUUUCAUCGCAAGUGUUAUCCACAGAUGCAAAACCCGCAUUCAGAUUUGGCACCCCACCGGAUUCUGCACUCAAAGUCUGCAUUCCCAUCUAUCGGGAGCAGUUUAAUCGUGUUGUAACCACUCUUGAAUCAUUAGGUGGUCAACGAGUGGACUUAGAUUGGACGCCCUUCGCGUCAGCUAACGAGCUUCUCUACGAUGGUACGUUCGUCCUAGAGCGACUUACUACGCUACCCGAAGGCUGGUUCGAGAAGAAUAAAAAACUCCUCCACCCUGUUAUCUGCUCCGUCUUCGAAGGUGCACUCGCACGCUCUACUACAGCUAUUGAUGUAUUCAAGGAUUUGCACAAACAAGCCGAGUAUAAAAGAAUGGUCGAAAACAUUCUUACACUAGAUGAUGAUUCUAGCGAAUUAACCGUCAUGGUGGUCCCUACUACACCUUUCCACCCCACGAUUGACGAAGUUGCGAAAGAUCCUAUUGGGAUUAAUGGACAGCUAGGUGCUUUUGCACAUUUUGCUAAUGUUUUGGACCUGGUAGCUGUAGCGGUUCCUUGCGGGACUUAUAAAUAUGGCAUUGAUAAAAUAGAAAGUUUACCUUUCAGUGUCACGAUAUUGGCGGGAACGGGAUUAGAUCGCCAGCUUUUACAUUUGGUUAAGUGGUUGGAGGAUGCGUUGAGGGAUAUUGAGGAAGUGGAACCAUGGGAUUUGCAGCUUCGAGAAUUGGAGAUUAGAAGAAAAUAG
Molecule: messenger RNA, 1602 nt
Organism: Sclerotinia sclerotiorum 1980 UF-70
Lineage: Eukaryota; Fungi; Ascomycota; Leotiomycetes; Helotiales; Sclerotiniaceae
Exons: 1
Coding region: 1-1602 (533 amino acids)
Molecular function (GO): catalytic activity
Source: RefSeq, a predicted model, not a curated record